AUGUUUUACUUUUUUAUUCUUUUAUUAGUGGCCAGUGCACAAGCUAAGUUCUACACGGAUUGCGGUUCAAAAUUAGCCAGCGUACAAAAUGUGGGAGUCAGCGGCUGCGCAGAAGAUGCCACCACUUGCAUCUUGAAGAGAAACACAAAUGUUACUAUUAGCAUUGAUUUUACUCCUACCGUCUCCAUCUCUAGUGUCGAAACGGAGGCAGGAGAAAAGCAGGCUUACAAAGCAACUCUGCCUGUCCUUAAAUCAUACCCCAAGGUCACAGUGGACGUUAAAUGGGAGCUGAAGAAUGACGCUGGUGAUGACUUAGUCUGUGUCCUGAUACCGGCGCAUAUCAAGUGA
This is a messenger RNA of Leptosia nina, 348 nucleotides long. Lineage: Eukaryota; Metazoa; Arthropoda; Insecta; Lepidoptera; Pieridae. The record is from the annotation of a GenBank genome assembly.